Molecule: messenger RNA, 712 nt
Organism: Scomber scombrus (Atlantic mackerel)
Lineage: Eukaryota; Metazoa; Chordata; Actinopteri; Scombriformes; Scombridae
Product: dual specificity protein phosphatase 8
Exons: 4
Coding region: 129-602 (157 amino acids)
Biological process (GO): negative regulation of MAPK cascade; protein dephosphorylation
Cellular component (GO): cytoplasm
Molecular function (GO): MAP kinase tyrosine/serine/threonine phosphatase activity; protein tyrosine/threonine phosphatase activity
Source: RefSeq, a predicted model, not a curated record
UGAGGACAGAGGACCCAGUAGCAGCAGCAGCAGCAGCAGCAGAGGACAGACUGUUUAUCUGAAAGCAGCAGUGGACACAAAGCUUCUGGACUAGCGCUAAAAGAAGAAGUUAAGAGAGAACACUGAACAUGGUUUGGUCCCGAGAGAAUGAGACGGAGCGGCCCCCGAUGUCCGUCAUUCUUCCGCGGCUCUACCUGGGAGCAGAGAGCGACGUGACGCAGGACGGGCUGGCUUCGAUGGGUAUAUCCUAUGUGCUGAGCGUGAGCCGCUGCAGCCCCCAGCCCUCCUUCCUCCCCCGCUCCAGAUACCUUCGCAUCCCUAUUGACGACUCCCUGUGGGACGACCUGCUGCCCUGGAUCCCACAGGCUCUCAACUUCAUUGAUGCAGCCAUGUCCUCUGGUGCCUCGGUGCUGGUUCACUGUGCAGCAGGAAUCUCUCGUUCCCCGGCUCUGGCUGUAGCCUACAUCAUGUACAGCCUGGGAAUGGACCUGGACCAUGCCUACAGGUACUGCUGCUGGAUCUCAGCUGUGCUGUCACUCAUCAUAUUUGUCAGUGUGAUCAAAAGGGUUGUACAAGAUUUCUAUUUUUAUCCUAGUGUCUAAGGAUAUUAAUAGGCCUGUUAAAUAGGCCACAUUUGCACACCUAGACAUAAAGUAUACAAUUAGACAUAUUUAUGUAAUGUUAAACAUCAAAGAAAAAUGCAUUUCAUGCA